Macroventuria anomochaeta is the source of this 1356-nucleotide messenger RNA. Its product is annotated as carbohydrate-binding module family 35 protein. Bases 1 to 1341 code for a protein of 446 amino acids. The transcript is spliced from 4 exons. Gene Ontology annotation, molecular function: carbohydrate binding; hydrolase activity, hydrolyzing O-glycosyl compounds. Gene Ontology annotation, biological process: carbohydrate metabolic process. The record is from RefSeq and is a predicted model, not a curated record. Lineage: Eukaryota; Fungi; Ascomycota; Dothideomycetes; Pleosporales; Didymellaceae.
AUGCGAUCCAUCAUCCUUUCGACAUUCGGCCUAUUCGCCUCUAGAGCGACUGCUUCGCUGCAGAUCGUGCCCGGCGCGACAUGGACAGCGACAAAUACAGGCCAACACAUCCAAGCCCAUGGCGGUGGCAUCCUCAAGGUCGGCGACAAGUGGUACUGGGUCGGCGAAGACAAAACGAAUGGCACCUCCUUCAUCAACAUUAACUGCUACUCCUCCACCAACCUCGUAGAAUGGAAUUACGAAGGCGCUCUCCUCUCGCAGACCGCAUCAGGCGACACUGGGCCAAAUAGGGUUAUCGAGCGUCCGAAGGUCAUCUACAACAAGGCCACCAACAAGUAUGUCAUGUGGAUGCACAUCGACAGCGGCGACUACAAAGAAGCCAAAAUCGGCGUCGCAACCAGCAACACUGUGUGCGGAAAGUACACCUACCUACGCAGCGAACAGCCACUAGGUCACCAAAGCCGCGACUCCAGUGUCUUCGUAGACACAGAUGACAAAGCGUAUCUCUUGACAGAAGACCGCGAAAACGGUCUCCGCAUCAACGCCCUCUCCUCCGACUACCUCACCGUUCAAUCCAGCACAUUCAACUUCGCCGAAAAAUACGAGUCCCCCGCCGUCAUCAAGAAGAACGGUGUCUACUUCAUGUUCGCUUCACAGCUCACCGGCUGGAACCCCAACGACAACUACUACGCCACUUCCACCUCCCUGUCUGGGCCGUGGUCCGCCUGGAAGAAGUUCGCCGAGAGCGGCUCCAACACGUACAGCUCCCAGACGACGUUUGUGCUGCCGGUGGGUGAAAACUUCGUGUAUAUGGGCGAUCGGUGGGUGAGCGAUAACCUGAUGCGGAGUACGUAUGUGUGGCUCCCGCUCACGAUUUCGGGGACGACGGCGACGCUCAAGAAUUCAGUGAACUGGGUGCUGAAUUCGAGCAUUGGCACGGCGAGCGCGGGACCGAGUGAGAACCAGUAUGAGGGCGAGGCUGCAGCGUUGAGCAACAAUGCGCGCGCGAUUACGUGCUCGACUUGCUCCGCAGGCAAGGCGGCGGGCUAUAUCGGCGGGUCUGACGGCGGUGCCGUUGUGUUUAGUAACGUUCAGAGCGAUGUGGCUGGCAGGACGAGCAUCCGGGUGAAGCACCUCAAUGGGGACAGGAGUCAGAGGGUUGCGGAUGUGAGUGUCAAUGGCAAGACGCAGAGACUCGCGUUCCUUCCCCAUGGAGGUGGAGACCCGGGCAGUAGCGUUCUGAACAUAGACUUGAAGCAGGGCGCCAACGAGAUCAAGUUUGUUGGUGUGAAUGGGGGGUAUGCGGCGGAUGUGGAUCGAUUGAUGGUUCCCAAGUCGUAAAGAAGUGUUGUAUAU